Triticum dicoccoides is the source of this 1599-nucleotide messenger RNA. RefSeq names its product cytochrome P450 81Q32-like. Bases 1 to 1599 code for a protein of 532 amino acids. Gene Ontology annotation, molecular function: iron ion binding; monooxygenase activity; heme binding. NCBI's taxonomy places the organism in Eukaryota, Viridiplantae, Streptophyta, Magnoliopsida, Poales, Poaceae. The record is from RefSeq and is a predicted model, not a curated record. The transcript has 4 exons.
AUGAAAGUGAAACAGCAGCUGGUUGGUGUCUCGGAUCUUUCCUUGCCGACACGAGCCAUGGACGCCGCCACGGGCACGGAGGGAACGGCCAGCGGCAGCGUACUCCUGCUCCUCCUCGUCGCCGGUGUUGUCGCAGUCUAUGUUCGGCUGGGGCGACGGUGGGGGGACGGGAGCAGCAGCGCGCCGAGCCCGCCGUCGCUCCCGCUGCUCGGCCACCUGCACCUGCUCAAGAAGCCGCUGCACCGCUCGCUCGCCGCUCUCGCCGGGCCGGCGCCGCUCCUGUCGCUGCGGCUGGGCGCGCGAAUGGCGCUGGUCGUGUCCACGCACGCGGCGGCCGAGGAGUGCUUCACGGCGCACGACGCGGCGCUGGCAGGCCGGCCGCGGAUGCUCGCUGGGGAGAUUCUCGGCUACGGGCGCACCACCAUCGUGUGGGCCUCCCACGGGGCGCACUGGCGCGGCCUGCGCCGGUUCCUUGCCGUCGAGCUCUUCUCGGCUUCCCGCGUCGCCGCUCUCGCCACCGACCGCCACGCCGAGGUCGCGUCCCUCGUCGAGAACCUGCUCCACGACGCCACCGCCAGCGCCGGGGGUGGGGGUGGGACUAUCACGCUCCGGCCCCGGCUCUUUGAGCUGGUGCUUAACGUGAUGCUGUGCGCGCUCACCGCGCGCCGGCAUGCCGGCGACGUGGGCAGGAUCCAGGAGAUCAUCGAGGAGACGUUUGCGGUGACCGGCGCUCCCAGCUUCGGGGACUUCUUCCCGGCGCUUCGCUGGGUCGACCGUCUCCGCAGCGUCGAGGCGGCGCUUGUAAGGCUGCAGGCAAGGCGCGACGCGUUCGUCACUGGCCUCAUCGGUGACCAACGGCGAAUUUCCAACGCACGUAGCCAAGAAGACGUGGACAAGAAGGGCGUAAUCGACGUGCUCAUGGAGCACCAAGCAACCGACCCCGAGUUUUACAGCGACACCGUCGUCAAAGGCAUUGUCUUGGUACUCCUCACUGCCGGCACCGACACAUCGGCGCUGACGACGGAGUGGGCGAUGGCGCUGCUGAUGACGCACCCGGCGGCGAUGGCGAAGGCGAGGGCCGAGAUAGACGCCGUCGUCGGCAUGGGCGGGCUGGUCGACGAGUCGGACCUAGCCAACCUACCUUACCUGCACUGUGUUGUCAAGGAGACCCUGCGGCUCUGCCCCGUCGGCCCGAUCAUCCCGGCGCACGAGGCCAUGGAGGACUGCACCGUGGGUGGCUUCCGCGUCCCGCACGGCACGAUGAUCCUCGUGAACGCAUGGGCGGUCCACCGGGACGCCAAUGUCUGGGACGCGCCGGAGGAGUUCAUGCCGGAGCGGUUCUUGGGCAGAGACACGGUCACCACGCCCAUGCUGCCGUUCGGGCUUGGCCGGAGGCGAUGCCCCGGGGAGGGGCUGGCGAUGCGCCUUGUUGGCUUGACUCUCGCAACGCUCGUGCAGUGCUUUGACUGGGAUGUUGGUGAAGGCGACACCAUCGACAUGGCCGAAGGUGGGGGGCUGUCAAUGCCAAUGGCGACGCCGUUGGCGGCUCUCUGUCGGCCCCGGGAGUUUGUCAAGAGUGUGCUCUCUGCUUCCACUUGA